Molecule: messenger RNA, 1140 nt
Organism: Symbiodinium natans
Lineage: Eukaryota; Dinophyceae; Suessiales; Symbiodiniaceae
Source: the annotation of a GenBank genome assembly
AUGAGUUUUACGUGGCAGCUCGCGGAUCGCUUCGCUGCCUUCGCGCUGGGCUGCUUAGGUGCCCCCCCGGCAAGUUCCUUGGAAACAGUGUCGAGAGCCAUCAGCUGCAAGGCUCAUCAACUCCUAGCAAAGCUGGAAGCCAGCUCGGCAUCAUGGGGAACGUGUCAGAGGUUGGAUCUUGUUGAGCUGCGAGAGUUGCUGUGCCACCUCGAGGCUUUAGCGAAGCAGCGGGCCGCCAAGCAGGCCGGGUAUCCGCAGAGCGAGCCAGGCCGUGAGGGUGUGUGCAGCGCCGAGUUCAAGCGCGCCUUGGGUGAGGCGUGUGGGGUGGAUGCCGACCGCCUCCCUUUGCUGCUCCCUCGAGACGCGGCUGGGAAGGUGGACCUGAUGGGGAUUUUCAGGAUGGGCUCCCAGAUUUCUGCCCCGGUGCUGGGAGACGAAGCCCAUUGCCGGGAGUAUGUGGACAAUGCCUCGGACUUGCCGGCCUCGUGUGCGGACUGGCACGCGGCGUGCGGCCUCGAGAACGAGGUCAAGGAAAGCUCUUGGGCAGAGGAUCUCGGCCGAAUCAACAAGCUUCGGGCUGCCAAUGCCUUUGGAAGCGAAGGCCGCGAGGUCUCUGGCGACUUGCUGGUCGCUCUCUCCCGCCGCUGCGGGAGCAGGAGGCCAGCCUUGGGCAAGACUGCGUUGCGUGCGCUGAUGGAGUUGUCGCGAAGCUCCCAAGACGAACGUGCCUGGGUGGCGAGGGGGGCAGAGAUCCUGACUUGCUGUUCAGCCGCCGUGUUGGUGACAAAGGUGACCGCCCGACUUUGCGACGAGACCCUGCAUGCUAUCCUUCGCCGGUUGGUGGACUUUUCAACGGCGCUGGCUUUGCAGGCGGUUACAGCGGCCGCAAGAAGCCAGGUUGAAGCCGGGCAUCCGACGGCAGUCGUUGCCCUGCUGCGUGCGGCCGCGCAAGUUUCCUUUGGCCCGCUCGAGGCUGCGAGAUGCGCUGAGAGCGCUGCAGCCGCUGCAGCCGUGGCAAGCCUUCUGAAGGACAUCUUGAACAACCGCCGAUUUGCGAUGGCCUUCUCCGAGGCCCGGGCUCUCCAGCGCCAGCUCUCAAGGGUUGUGCAACCCGAGAGCGGACCUGAGAAGACCACCUGA